Molecule: messenger RNA, 834 nt
Organism: Thelazia callipaeda (thelaziosis nematode)
Lineage: Eukaryota; Metazoa; Nematoda; Chromadorea; Rhabditida; Thelaziidae
Source: the annotation of a GenBank genome assembly
GGAAACGGAUCACUAAUAGAUCAGAUGAUGGAAAUGAUGAAUGAUUAUACAAUGAAUUUGGAGGUGAUGGUGAAAGACCGAACUGCCAUGCUUGAAGAAGCACAACAGCAAGCUGAUCGUUUGCUUUACAACAUGCUACCCAGAUCAGUGGCGAACGAUCUGAAGGUAGGUAAACAUGUACAGCCACAGUUGUAUCCGUGUGCAACAGUACUUUUUUCGGAUAUUCAAGGUUUCACGCGACUUUCAUCAUUUUCCACGCCACUUCAAAUCGUUCAAUUUCUCAAUGAUCUCUUUACCGGUUUUGAUGAUAUUAUCUCAAAGCACGAUGCAUACAAAGUUGAAACAAUUGGUGACGCUUACAUGAUCGUUUCUGGAGUGCCGAAAAAAAACGGCAAUGCCCACGUGGAAAAUAUUGGUGAUAUAGCACUAAAAAUGCGAUCCUUUGUUGUUAAAUUCAAACUGGCUCAUCGACCCGAAGAAAAAUUAAUAGUUCGAAUCGGUUUCCAUUCUGGACCUGUAGCCGCAGGCGUCGUUGGUUUGGCUGCCCCGCGAUACUGCUUGUUUGGUGAUACUGUGAAUACCGCGUCGAGAAUGGAAAGUACCGGGGAACCUAAUAAAAUACAGGCUCUUUUAACUCUGAAUCUUAGUCCUUAUCGAAUAAAACUCACAUUAAUUGGAUAUUACGAGUUUAAAAAUUUGUUCUUGAAAAUCAGUGAGCAAUCCUACAAUCUUCUUCAUUGUUUCUUCCCACAAUUUGAAAUUGUUGAACGCGGGAAAAUAAACGUGAAGGUCUUCUACAACUUAUUUCCUAUUUCAUACCUUUCAACGAAAUAA